Messenger RNA from Cantharellus anzutake, 894 nucleotides. RefSeq lists its product as uncharacterized. NCBI's taxonomy places the organism in Eukaryota, Fungi, Basidiomycota, Agaricomycetes, Cantharellales, Hydnaceae. The coding region runs from base 268 to 753 and encodes 161 amino acids. The record is from RefSeq and is a predicted model, not a curated record. The transcript has a single exon.
GAAAGGUGAAAGGCAUUUGGCCUUAAAAUAAACGGGAUGACAACGAUGGAUCGGCCGCCCUGCUGGUUCCGCUCAGAAAUUUUCAAUUGCAGCAUCUUCAUGCCGGACGGAGGCAAUCUGUUCGGAGUGCGGCUCCGUGCUCACAGCAUCUUCAGUCCUCAAAGUGAACAGGAUCUCGUAAGGAGCAAUGGGCCAUAGGUGAAUGUCGGGUGGGGAUUCCAUGAGUGCAGCAACCAAUGCCGGGAGGAUGCUUGGUUCGACUCAUCCAUGCAAAGGAAUCUUGAUGUGGAUAUAUGCAAGCUGUGCUAUUGCGUCCGGAUCCUUGUUCGGGGUGGUGGUGCUUCGCCGGUUGUUCCCCUUCACCAGUGUUUACUACUAACUCGUUAUCAUUACUUGAUGUCAAGCGCAAUGAUGUGCAAAGAUAUACAUGACACAGUGACAGAAAAAAACACUCGAGCUGGGUGGCUAGAGAAAGGAAUCGCAACGACCGCAAACGUCGUCCUGAACGGCUUGCUAACAUUUCGCGGACAAUGGGAGCCGUCAUCCGGCCUUGCAGCAGAAGUCGAGUCCCAUCUUUGCUGGACUGGAGAUUCGUUAUUUGCAGGAUCAAACGGCACUCCAUCACCAUACGAGAUUCCUAGAUGGUUGACGCAACCCGCCCGGCGGGUACCACGUGGAAACAGUGGACUCUGUUUUGCCGUCAAACCAUACUACUGGCGCCCCCUCGCUUAUGUUUUCCAUCCAGAGCAAUGAGGUUCCCCUUGCAACAGAUGAACAGACGCCGAGGUCUUCGUGCGUGCUUGGUUGGGGGAAGGGGGGCGGGGGCGGGGGCGUGAAACGGGAUGCAUCUUCAUGCAUCCGGUGGUGACCAGUGUGGGAUUCAUAAUCCAAGUA